This is a messenger RNA of Calliphora vicina (urban bluebottle blowfly), 664 nucleotides long. RefSeq names its product adult cuticle protein 1-like. Lineage: Eukaryota; Metazoa; Arthropoda; Insecta; Diptera; Calliphoridae. The transcript is spliced from 2 exons. Bases 79 to 366 code for a protein of 95 amino acids. The record is from RefSeq and is a predicted model, not a curated record.
ACUUGAGUUGAAACCUAUAACACACAGUUAAGUUUUCUGUGAUCUCCUGAGAGUCCUUUUUUCAAAAACACAUUCAAAAUGAAAUUCGCUAUCGUAUCCCUGUUCACUUUGGCUUUGGUCUUGGGUGCUCAAGCAUCCAUAAUUCCUUGGGGUAAUGUAAUUACCGAACUAGCUGGUGGACCUCUCUCAUACACUGCCGUCACAUCACCAAUUUUGCCAGCUUGGCCUGCUGCUGUUCCUAUCGUAGCUGCUGCUCCUGCUAGUUAUGUUGCCAAAACUCGUGGUGCUGUCCAUGCGGCUCCAUUGGAGGGACAUCUCAAUUCGGUAGCCAAUAUUAAUGUAGCUCCUGCUCCUGGUACCUGGUAAGGACAUCCCUUCAGUGCAUUCAUCGUAGUCAAUAAACAAGUUUCCCGCCCUUACAAAAACUGCCAGUGUGAUGUUUGAAUUCUUUUUUCUUUUCUCCGAAAAAGAGCAAAAGAAAUUAGUUGUAAAUUUAUUUUUUUUGUUUUAUUUUCGUUUAAUACAGGGUACAAUCUAAAAUAUUCUAAUUUGCACAUUAACUUGAUUUUCUUGUUAACUUAUUCACUCUUUACAUUUCAACACUUUUUUCGAUUUUUUUUUUUUAAUUUUCUUUCAACUAUAUUUUCUUAAUUUCUGUUAAUAA